Neltuma alba is the source of this 1011-nucleotide messenger RNA. RefSeq names its product pyrrolidone-carboxylate peptidase 1. Gene Ontology annotation, molecular function: pyroglutamyl-peptidase activity. NCBI's taxonomy places the organism in Eukaryota, Viridiplantae, Streptophyta, Magnoliopsida, Fabales, Fabaceae. The transcript has 5 exons. The coding region runs from base 153 to 815 and encodes 220 amino acids. Gene Ontology annotation, cellular component: cytosol. The record is from RefSeq and is a predicted model, not a curated record. Gene Ontology annotation, biological process: proteolysis.
UUUAAUUAUCGUAUGAAGAGGGACCCCUGAAGCUUUGAAAGAGAUAAGAAUUGGAUCAAGAAGCCAAUUCAACGUGCUAAUCCGCCGUCUAUUAUCAGAUAACUCUUUUGUGCUUAGAGCAAUAAACAUUAAAUCCUCAAGGAAGCUGGCAAAUGGGGUCCGAAUGUCCUCCAGCACCAGUAACAGUCCAUAUAACUGGUUUUAAAAAAUUCCAUGGAGUUUCAGAGAAUCCAACAGAGACCGUUGUGAAUAAUUUGACAGAGUACAUGAAGAAGAAGGGUUUGCCCAAAGGUUUAAAUAUUGGGAGCUGCAACAUUCUUGAAACUGCUGGUCAAGGAGCACUUGGUACCUUGUACCAGACGUUGCAAUCUGCCAUUAGUGCCAAAAACUCUGAACCUUCGAAUUCCAGAAGAGUUAUUUGGCUGCAUUUAGGGGUUAACAGUGGUGCAACAAGGUUUGCUGUAGAGCACCAAGCUGUCAAUGAGGCUACUUUCCGUUGCCCGGAUGAAAUGGGAUGGAAGCCUCAGAAAGUCCCCAUUGUUCCAUCAGAUGGUGGAAUUUCACGAACACGACAGACUUGCCUUCCAGUAGAGGAGAUCACCAAGGAAUUGGCGAAGAAAGGUUACGAUGUUAUGACAUCUGAUGACGCAGGCAGGUUUGUGUGCAAUUAUGUUUACUACCAUUCCCUGCGCUUCGCCGAACAGAACGGCAUCAAAUCCCUCUUUGUGCAUGUCCCUCUCUUCUUGACAAUAGAUGAGGACACUCAAAUGCAAUUCAUUUCUUCCUUGUUAGACGUACUUGUUUCUGUGUGCUAGCAACAUUCUGAAAGUGGGACGAAUGUAUCUCCGCUGAAGACAUUAUUAUAUAUUUAAAUUUGAAAAGAUUAAGGAAAAUGGCAGAUGUAGCAGAGGCAUUUGCUUUCAUGGUUAAUGUUUCUCAAGGUUUCAACAAUUUGUCUGGACGAGUCUCUGUCUGUUUUCGCAUUGUGAAUAAGUGUUCAUUUUCCUAAAA